Labrus bergylta (ballan wrasse) is the source of this 1722-nucleotide messenger RNA. NCBI's taxonomy places the organism in Eukaryota, Metazoa, Chordata, Actinopteri, Labriformes, Labridae. The record is from RefSeq and is a predicted model, not a curated record.
AUUGAGCUUAAUUUGUCUGAAAUGUGCUAUACAAAUAAAAUGCAGUUGAAUUAAAAUUGCCAUCAAACUGUUUGUUGGAAAUGUAUAAAGCGUCAAGAGUUUUUAUCUUCCAAAAAUAUUUUUUUUCUCUUAUCGACCAAUGUGUUUGUUUCUGUAUUGUUGUAAUAACAUUGUAUGUUAUUAUUUUGUUAUGGCUAUAUGUGUUUUGCACACUCAGAAAUCCCUGCCACGUCCCCCAGGGAUACAUAAUGACCACGGCAGUGACAUAAUAAGGUAUGACACCUUAAAGAGAGGUUACCUGCCACGCCACAGAGCACACACAGACAGCAUGACACCAUGUAGGACAGGUGAAAGACUUUGGAAUUUUUACACCGAUUAUAAAUGUAACUGAGAUUCUGAUUUAAUUGGAUGGUUUUUACUUACUUAUUGUGUCUUAUUCUAAACACAUGUUCUGUCUUCUCUGUUGUGUUCAAUGCCCUUCAUGUACAUUUACCUGUCUCUCCUCUAGUCUAUGAGUUUCAGCUGCGUUGUAAUGAUUUAUGGCAUCCAGCUUUAAAGCUUGUCAUUCAUCAAACUGUCUCCGUUACUGUGUACAUUUUAGAUGGAAAACGGCACUAAUCCCCCUUACUUUAACCUCACCAUGUUUGUGAACAUAGGCAACUACCGCUACCCAACAUUUGUCUUGUGUUUCCUGUUGUGCGCUUUCAUCAUCUCAGCAAAUCUUGUCAUCGUUGUUGUAAUCACCUUUGAGAAGACUCUACAUGAGCCCAUGUAUGUUUUCAUCAUGUGUCUGUCUCUCAACUCUCUGUACGGCACCGCAGGCUUCUUCUUCCGAUUUCUGACUGACCUUUUGUCUGACAGUCAUUUGAUCUCACGACCAGCUUGUUUAACUCAGGUAUAUGUCAUUUACACCUAUGCUUCCUAUGAGCUCACCCUUUUAGGCAUUAUGGCAUAUGAUCGCUAUGUUGCUGUUUGUCAGCCUUUACAUUACCACACCAAAAUGACCUCAAAGGUGGUUUCCAUACUGAUUUUCUUGGCAUGGCUCUAUCCUGCCUUGGCUGUUUUUGCCUGUGUGUAUUUGGCUUCCAGACUUCCAUUGUGUGGAAAUAAGAUACAAAAGGUGUUCUGUGCAAACUGGUCUGUUGUAAAACUGUCAUGUAUCUCGACGGCGCUCAAUAACCUUAUUGGUAUGCUUGUGACGACCAGCACUGUCUUUCUGCCUCUGGCUUUUGUCUUGUACACAUAUGUGCGGAUUUUCCUCCUCUGUCGGAAACGCUCCUCAGAGUUCAAGAGCAAAGUCAUACAAAGCUGUCUGCCACACAUUGUCACGUUUGUCAACUAUUCUAUCACUGUGUUUUGUGAUAUCGCCCUCAGUAGAACCAAUCUGGAGGAGCUGAAUCCGUUUCUGGUGGUUUUCUUAUCACUCGAGUUCGUUUUCAUUCCCCCCCUUGUGAAUCCUCUCGUCUACGGCCUGAAGCUUCCAGAUAUAAGGAAAGUUAUUUUAAGAAUGUUAUCAUGCUCAUAACCUGACUCAAAGAAACAAAACUAAACCUGAGACAUGAGAGCAACAUGAUACACGUGAACUGUUUGAGAUUUUUUGUCAUAAUUCUGAACUUGCAACACCUGGCUGCAGCAAUGACUUUCAAAAAAAAAAUGGGCUCACAGUUGCAUUACCCUUUAAUUCAAAGAAAAAAACAAAAAAACAAUUUCAAAAUAAUGUGA